Mytilus trossulus (common blue mussel) is the source of this 3641-nucleotide messenger RNA. Its product is annotated as baculoviral IAP repeat-containing protein 2-like. Lineage: Eukaryota; Metazoa; Mollusca; Bivalvia; Mytilida; Mytilidae. The transcript has 7 exons. Gene Ontology annotation, cellular component: nucleus; cytoplasm. Bases 205 to 1266 code for a protein of 353 amino acids. The record is from RefSeq and is a predicted model, not a curated record. Gene Ontology annotation, biological process: negative regulation of apoptotic process; regulation of cell cycle. Gene Ontology annotation, molecular function: cysteine-type endopeptidase inhibitor activity involved in apoptotic process.
CAUAUACAUACCUUAACAUAGCAGUUACCAAUUACGUGUUGUGAGGCACGAAGGUUGAACAUUUAUUGAAUAACAAACAUGAUAUAAUCAUGCGCAUAAAAUGAUAUAAAGUUCAUGAAGAGUUAAGUUUUUUACUAACAUGGAUAUGGUGAAGAUUAUGUUUUAACAUCAACGAAUAAAAGAAUGUGAAUAUUUGUUAAUAGAAUGAAUGACAUAGCAAAUGCAUGGUUCAAUAGAAAUGAUCAGCCGGGCACAUACAGGAAUGGAAGUCUUAGCUUUACUGGAAACGCUGGGGAUUUUUUUAAUCAAAACACACGAAGUGAAACAGAUAGCAGUAGGACUACAUCAUUUAACAAUUCUCAAAACUCGAGACGAGGACCGAAGUACCCACAAUACUCAAUUACAUGUAUAAGACUUUCUACUUUUCAAACAUGGCCAACCAGUAUACAACAACACCCAGAAACUAUGGCAGAGGCAGGAUUUUAUUAUAUAGGCAACAAUGAUCAUGUGCGAUGUUUUCAUUGUGGUAUUGGACUUCAGAAUUGGGACUCAGAAGAUAAUCCUUUUGUAGAACAUGCUAGGUGGUCCCAAGAAUGUCAAUUUCUCAAGGACAAGAAAGGUUUGGAUUUCAUUGCUACAGUACAAGAUGCUGUCAGGAGGGUACAACUGGAGGAAGCAUUGAAUACUGAUGGCGUAGCACAAACUUUCGAUAGUAAUAAUAAUAGUGACUGUGAAGAAGAUGGAAUAGCUAGAUCAGAGGACAAAGGCAGAGACUUCUUACCAAGUGGGAAACCUCCUACAAAGGCAGAGAAGAAAAACCCAUUGCUGACAGAUGCGGCUCAGAGUAUACUUACAAUGGGAUAUCUACCUAAAGUUAUCAGAAUAGUUGUUGAUAGAGUUUUGAAAGAGAAAGGCUGGAAUGGAAUGUCAGCAAGGAAUUUAAUGGAAGAGAUGACCAAUAUAGAAGAAAGUGGUGAGAUAGCAAAAUCGGAAUUGACUGUUCCGAUACGUUCUAAACUUAAACAUUCUGUAGUAAGCAUGAAGAGUAGAAAAGUUCUUUCAAAAGAUAAUGUAAAGAAAAUAGCAGAAGAAAACAACGAAAUGAAAGAACAAACACAGUGCAAGAUUUGUUGUGAAAUGCCUGUAUCUAUUGUAUUUUUACCCUGUGGACAUUUAUCGUCAUGUUCCCAAUGUGCCCCCGCCCUGAAAUCAUGUCCUGUAUGUAGGUCAGAAAUCAAAGGUUCUGUCAAAGUCCAGUUUAAAUAACCAAGUCAUGUAGUAGUUUAUCUGCCAUUAUUGUUUUUUAAUCUUUGCAAAAUACCUUUUAUAAAUUAUUAUUUAUUUUUGUAUAUAAUAUAUAUCAUUUUGAUGAUAAUCAUAGAUUACCAGUUUCAUCUCAAUGAUAUUAAUUUUCUCGCUUGAGCCGGGACGGCGAAAGCGAGAAAGGCAAUCGAGUUGAGAUGAACAAUGAUAAUCUUUUAAUCGCUAUUUUACCUAUAACGACGUUGUCAAUUUCGUUAGCAACGCCACGUGCAUGCUUAGUUUCUAGCGAUAAAUUUCCAUCUCAAGCGAGUAGCAUGAUAUGAAAAUUAUCACAAAACAUAAAAGGGAAAAUGCACAAAAUAGCGAUAAUGCUAUACAUCUAAUAUGGACUAGUUUUUUUAAUAAGCUAUAUGCUGCAUAAUACUGUGAUUUCAUUUUUUUCCCGCAUGAUACCAACUUUGUAAUUGUGAUAGUAAAAUUUACCCAAAAGGUCUAGAUCUAGACCGAUUCUAAGAGGGGUAUAAACCCAUUUUAAGUAAAAUAUUUCCCCGUCUAAACAUUUAAUUUUACCCUUUAAUUGUUUACUUUUACAACUUAGUUUAAUUACACACUAUUGAGGACCAAAUAAAUUUGACAUAAAGUUAGCUGAAGUUAAUUGUUCUAGUUGUAAACUAACAUUUUGUUAUGAAUAUGAAUUCUUCGUGGGCAAGAAUUGAAGAGUGCAAUAUUAAUGAAUAGAAUUUACAUUUAUAUUAAUGAAACAUGUUUGAAUGAUUUAUAUAUAUUAUGGAAAACUUGAUACUAUUUUUUUAACAUUGUUAUUCUUGUAUACAUUGUAUUAACUCUGAAGAGUAGUAUUUAUCCUUUGUUUAUUUUCUUAUUGUUUUUGUAUUAAGAAACAUUAAUGGCAGAUUACAGUGAAUAAAUAUGGGGUGCCCAAAUUAUUCACAACUUGUAUAAGUUUCCUUUUGAUUAUGUGAAGAGAUAUUUGGAUAUGAUGCUAUAUGAUCAUAAAUUUCUCAUCACUCCCAGUUAACUUGUACAGGCUACCACCGAUGUGUUCAUGUCAUAACAAGUCCUUUUAAUUUUAUAGGCAGAAUGGCCUGAUUUUUUUUUUAUUUUUGUUAUUUUUUACACAAGUUUUUGUUUACAUUUGUUCAACCUACUUUUACAUAAGUUAUUAGAAAUGAAACGGGUAUCAUAUGUUAAUAUGUUAUUUUCAAGUUUAUGUUUUUGAAAUAUCUUGCAUUUCAGUAGAUAAAGCUCAUACUUAUUAGAAAAUAAACGUGCCUCUCUUAUCAUUUUCAUAUAAAUAUUACCGUCCCUGCUACGAGCACCAGUGCUUUCUAUUUUAAGAAACUGUAACAUUGUAAUGACUCACGAUAUCUUCUACACCCAUGUUCUUAAAUUCUGACUCCCUUUUUUUUUUUGGUUUGAAAUUUUAAUUUUAAGUGUUACAAUUUUUAUAAUAUGUUCAAAGUGCAAACUAUGAUCAAUAUAGAGAGAAAAAAACAUACUUGUUUUACCUGCCUUAAAAAACAAAAUUUAUAAACUUUUAUUUUUUUAGACGCUGUAUGUAGUUUUAUGCUUUUUUUGAUUGAAAAUGCAUUCUGUUGUGAAAAUUAUGAUUCACCCACUGUGGAUUCACCCAAUCAGAAACUGAAAUGCAAGAGACGAAUUCUAUUGAUUCGUGUUACAUUAGGAUUCAUGUUUAAUAUUGCUGCCUUUAUUACUAAUAUAAGUGCUGAUGUAGCUAAAUCUGAACCUCAAAUUAUGAUGAAGUACCAAUUAAGAUCAUAAUGUGUGAGUAAAAAUACAUAUGUUUCCCAAAACAAUAUAUAAUGUUCUAAAUGCUUUUACAUUAAAAGCAAUUUAUAUAUGAUCAAAACCUAAUAUUCAAAUAAGGUAGAAAAAGAACAAACGUUUUAAAAAUGUCAAAAUUUAAAAAUCUAUGAAAUUUCUUUUUUUAUUGGGUACUUGUAACAUGUAACGCACAAACUUGUUUUCAAAUCGUAAAAAAAAUAUCCAGAGCUGGUUUUGACAUGAAUACACACAUAGCUACUACAUGGUUUGUUUAUCAUAAAAAAAAAGUCAUUUCAGGAAUAUUUAUCCUGCACAGUUGUUUGUAUAUAUGAUCACCAAUCUUACAUCAACGUAAUAUUUUUGUUGUUUUACAUUUUUUUUCUUAUGUGGAAACUUUUUACAUUGUGUGUAUACCUUUUUUACUUUCGUUAUUAAAAAUUCAAUAUGAAACAAGUAUCAAAUGUAAAUAUGAUAUAUCCAAGUUAUCUUUGUCAUGUUAGAGGUAGUGUUGAGUGUCCGCUAACAUGUUUAACAUGGCCACAUUCUGCAUUUGCAUAUUCAAAGUCAGAAACGUG